Messenger RNA from Cokeromyces recurvatus, 1188 nucleotides. RefSeq names its product kinase-like domain-containing protein. Gene Ontology annotation, biological process: positive regulation of transcription by RNA polymerase II; protein phosphorylation. The coding region runs from base 46 to 1143 and encodes 365 amino acids. Gene Ontology annotation, cellular component: transcription factor TFIIK complex; transcription factor TFIIH holo complex; nucleus. The record is from RefSeq and is a predicted model, not a curated record. Gene Ontology annotation, molecular function: cyclin-dependent protein serine/threonine kinase activity; ATP binding; RNA polymerase II CTD heptapeptide repeat kinase activity. Lineage: Eukaryota; Fungi; Mucoromycota; Mucoromycetes; Mucorales; Mucoraceae. The transcript has 5 exons.
CUCCUUUUUUUUUUAAAAAAAAAAAUAAGGAAUAAUACAUUUAUAAUGGAUUCCGACGAUGCAGAAGAAUAUAAUACACACGCUGAAAAGAAAUAUGUAAAGGAUGCCAAGGUGGGUGAAGGUACCUAUGCUGUUGUGUAUAGAGGUACAUGUGUACAAACUGGACAAAAAGUAGCUAUUAAAAAAAUCAAAAUGGGACAAUUUAAAGAUGGUCUAGAUUUAACUGCAAUUCGUGAAGUAAAAUAUCUUCAAGAACUACGCCAUCCUAAUGUGAUUGAGUUAAUAGAUGUCUUUUCACAUAAAACCAACUUAAAUUUAGUAUUAGAAUAUCUUGAGUCAGACUUAGAACAAGUGAUAAAGGAUAAAAGUAUAUUAUUUAUGCCAGCAGAUAUUAAAUCUUGGAUGUUGAUGAUGUUGAGAGGCCUUGAUCAUUGUCAUCGUCAUUUUAUUUUGCAUAGAGAUAUGAAGCCAAAUAACUUGCUAAUAACAGAUAAUGGAGUACUUAAAAUUGCAGAUUUUGGUUUAGCAAGAGAUUGGGGAGAUCCAGGAAGACAGAUGACAUCCCAAGUUGUAACAAGAUGGUAUCGUUCACCUGAAUUAUUAUUUGGAGCUAAAGAAUAUUCAUAUGCAGUAGAUAUAUGGGCAGUAGGAUGUAUAUUUGCAGAGCUUAUGUUAAGAACUCCUUAUGUCGCAGGUGAUUCAGAUAUGGAUCAAUUAACCAAAAUAUUUCAUGCACUUGGUACACCAACAGAAGUAGAUUGGCCAGGAAUGAGUACAUUACCUGGUUAUAUGCCAUUUAAACAAUUUCCUAAAGUACCACUAAGACAAUAUUUUACAGCAGCAGGUACAGAUGCCUUGAGUUUAUUAGAGCAAAUGCUAGUAUUUGACCCAAAUCGUCGUUGGACUGCCGAAGAAUGUUUAGGUCAUUCCUAUUUUAGAAAUUUACCUUUACCUACACCACCAGAAAAAUUACCACAAACUCAAAAAUCUACAACAAUCAAGAAAGAUCAACUUCUAUCAGACUAUGUAAAUAUGAAUAACAAAAAUCAUUUAAAAAGAAAAAUGAUACAAGAACAGGGAGGAGAGAAUAGUCAUAUAGAUGAUACAAAGACUGUAUCAAAAAAACUGAAUUCUGUAGCUUAAUAAACUAUUGUAAAUAAAUAGCUUUUAUUUCAGAUGAGAUGGGUA